Molecule: messenger RNA, 934 nt
Organism: Carica papaya (papaya)
Lineage: Eukaryota; Viridiplantae; Streptophyta; Magnoliopsida; Brassicales; Caricaceae
Source: RefSeq, a predicted model, not a curated record
GGAAGGUUGGGCUAUUACACCCCCCAUGUUACCAUUCUGAGCUAAUAAACAAACUGAUCCAUGGCAGAAGCAUCUCAUUUGGUGUCACCCAGAAACCUAAAUCCAUUUCCAGCUACUAAGAAUUCCUCAGUAAACUUUCUGAUUUCACCCAGAAUACGCUACGUUUCAAGAAAAUAUGCGUACCCCCUGAGUGCCAAAUGGAAGAGUCCCAGUCGUCUGAUCACAAUAUCCACAUCGGACGGGAAAUGGCAUGGGAAAUGGAGCUAUGAUUACCUUCUCUCCCUACAAGAACUCAACUUACAAGAUUUGGUUGAAGAUGAACAUAAUCCAGAUGCUAUGGUUUCCAUCAACCUCUGCAUCCAAAAGCAUGCCAGCUUUGGGCUCUCUGUAGACGGAAGGAUCAUUACAUCCUUUACCAGAAAGUGUAGCAACUGCUUUGCUCCAUACUGCAGACAGAUUGAUACAAACUUCAAGGUGUGGGUUUUACCGUCGAGCAAAGAUGACGGAGAAAUUCAACUGCCGGAAAUUGGUGGAGAUGAUCCAUCAGUUAUCUAUGUCAAACCAGGAUAUGAAGCUCAUCUUGACUCACUCGUCCAGGACACCCUUCGCCUUGCCACCUCUUCUCAAGAUUCUUGCUCGGAAUCAUGUGCGAAGGCAGAACCCAAAUUACAUUAGCCUUAGAUAUGCAUUUAUCUAGAGGGAACCUCAGGGCUACUAAAUGAAGAAUGGUGAUCCUCUUCACUUCAUGAUAAAACCUUAUAUCAAUAUAGGUUGGAUGACAAAUGCACCAAGGAGAAGUUCAAUUUUGUAUUUUCUAUUUGAUUCCCUACAAUCCUUGGACUUUUGUAUAUAGAAAAUUGAUUUUCAGAAUCCAACAUUUGAUAGAAACAAAAUCAUGUCAAACAAAGCAAUAUACAUUAUAUAUAUAUAUAUA